This is a messenger RNA of Benincasa hispida (wax gourd), 1636 nucleotides long. RefSeq names its product cytoplasmic tRNA 2-thiolation protein 1. Gene Ontology annotation, biological process: tRNA wobble position uridine thiolation. Gene Ontology annotation, molecular function: tRNA binding. NCBI's taxonomy places the organism in Eukaryota, Viridiplantae, Streptophyta, Magnoliopsida, Cucurbitales, Cucurbitaceae. The record is from RefSeq and is a predicted model, not a curated record. Gene Ontology annotation, cellular component: mitochondrion; cytosolic tRNA wobble base thiouridylase complex.
UUGAUUGUUAGUUUUGGGCCGAAAUUGAGAAAACCGAAUCAACAGACGUUUAAUCAAUGAUUCAUAAACGUCGUAGAGUCAAUCAAAAUUCUCGCCGGUUAAAUGUCAAAAACCUCCAUUAGUCCAUUGUCGCCGUCGUCGUUUGUAGUAUCUCCCAGGAAGUGCCAUCAAAAUUGACAAUGGAGGAAGCCGGUCCCAAACCCAAGAAGGCCGUCUCUUCUCUUUGCUGCUUAUGCAACAACAGGAAAGCUGCUCUCAAGAGGCCCAAAACCCUGCAACAGAUAUGUAGAGAAUGUUUCUAUGAGGUUUUUGAGGAAGAGAUCCAUCAAGUUAUUGUGAAGAAUCAGCUGUUCAGACCUGGGGAACGCAUUGCUGUUGGUGCAUCUGGUGGAAAAGAUUCUACCGUUCUUGCUUAUGUGUUAUCAGAAUUGAAUCAGCGGCACAAUUAUGGUUUAGAUCUUUUUCUCUUAUCAGUAGAUGAGGGCAUCACCGGAUACAGAGAUGACUCUCUUGAAACUGUGAAAAGAAAUGAAAUUCAGUACGGAUUGCCACUACAAAUUGUAUCAUACAAGGAUUUAUAUGGAUGGACAAUGGAUGAGAUAGUGAAGAUGAUUGGUUUAAAGAAUAAUUGUACCUUUUGUGGAGUUUUCCGUCGACAGGCUCUUGAUAGAGGUGCUGCAUUGUUGAAAGUAGACAAACUUGCCACGGGGCAUAAUGCAGAUGACAUGGCUGAAACAGUUUUAUUAAAUAUAUUACGAGGUGAUAUUGCAAGAUUGAGUAGAUGUACUGCAAUAAUAACAGGUGAAGAUGGACCAAUCCCAAGAUGCAAACCUUUCAAGUAUACAUAUGAAAAGGAGAUAGUAAUGUAUGCCUAUUUUAAGAAGCUGGACUACUUCUCCACCGAGUGCAUUUAUUCUCCAAAUGCAUAUCGUGGUUUUGCUCGCGAAUUUAUCAAAGAUUUGGAACGAAUCAGACCUAGGGCCAUCCUUGACAUAAUUAAAUCCGGUGAGGAUUUCAGGAUUUCCACUUCAACAAAAAUGCCUGAGCAAGGGAUGUGUGAACGAUGCGGCUACAUUUCAAGCCAGAAAUGGUGUAAAGCUUGUGUUCUGCUCGAGGGCCUAAACCGAGGUUUGCCAAAGUUGGGUAUUGGGCGCAGUCGAGGGCAUGAUAGCGAGGGGAAGAGGGAAACGAAUGGAAGUAGUAAUGGACAUAAAAGAAGCAUUGAGAGCAAACAGUGUGGAACUCUCGACUUCUGAAGCAUUUUUGUAUGAUGGCCAAGGAAUAAUCUUAACAAGAAUCAGCAUGCGCUAAGACAUUCUUCAUUGUUUGUGAUUGAAGAAACAAGGCAAAUGGAGAAAAAGGAAUAGUUCAGCAUUCAACAUAUCUGAUUCGACACCAGCAAUACAAACAAUGAAGUCCAUUGGGAAACUAUGGGCAUCCAUGUAGCAAUUUUAUUCCUCCCCCCCCCCAGAAAUCUCAUUGUAUAACAUAAAUUUAGGAUCUAUUUUUUAGAAGGUUAUACUUUUUGGUUUUUAAAGUUUAAUAUUAAAGUCGAUAUUUUAAAAGUCAGACGGAGUGCUAGGGCUGACAUUACAUUUUAACUUUAAUUUACAUAAAGUAAAAUGUUUUAGUUGUA